GCCGUCUUCACUUGGUCCAAUCUCUUGGUGGUUGUUGUGGAACUGGUGGGAGAAGAGUCCGACGCCCUCAAUCUCGUCCAUCCUGUCACUGCCAGCGUCCUCCGCGAGCACCAGUUAAUUGUAGGUGUGGUGGUGGUAACAGAUCGCGGCACGGUGCGCAUCGACCUGCACGGGGAGAAACAGCGUAUCCUGUUGAGGGACAGCUUUGUCAAUGACAAGCUGGAUCCCAUCUACGUUUCCUACAACAUGUGA
This is a messenger RNA of Dibothriocephalus latus, 252 nucleotides long. NCBI's taxonomy places the organism in Eukaryota, Metazoa, Platyhelminthes, Cestoda, Diphyllobothriidea, Diphyllobothriidae. The record is from the annotation of a GenBank genome assembly.